Molecule: messenger RNA, 557 nt
Organism: Pseudovirgaria hyperparasitica
Lineage: Eukaryota; Fungi; Ascomycota; Dothideomycetes; Acrospermales; Acrospermaceae
Exons: 1
Coding region: 99-491 (130 amino acids)
Source: RefSeq, a predicted model, not a curated record
CUUUGCGAGAGUACAUACAUAUAUUCGCUAUAUAGCUCGCGACCACUCGAGCUGAGUUGGUGCUGUUAACCAUAUAUCCAUUUUGUCAAUUCUCCGCCAUGUCAAAUCUUUUUGCUAGACACUUCUCGGCACAGUCUCCGACCAAGCUGCACUUAGCACGAGCAAAUCUACGUUGUCAUGUGCAUUCCAAACUCCAGGUUUCGUCAUUCGCAACGACUUGGUGCAAUACAUUGGCACAAGCAAACCCGUCCAGCCCUGGACAAGGCAGCACAAACCAGCCAAAGUUCAGCCUAGAGGAUUUGGGCGCAACGAGAGGCACAAAAUACUUUCUCAUCGCUGCGCUCUCGGUCGUUGGAACUGCAGAAACGUAUACGUAUGCACGCUGGAUUCAUGGUUGGUGGACGAAUAGAGGCGUGGUGGAAGAGGGUGGUGAUGAUGAAGCAGAGGGAACGCCGUGGUGGGAGUCAAGAGACGCUUUGCGCAAGGACUGAGUUGCAUCACUCUCACUCGCACCGUUUGGUCCAGAAGACAUACUCUCUUGCAUAGCCCUAUGUGGU